GUCUGUAUUGCGACGUGUUGUGGAACACGCCUUUGCUCAGCAAAACAGUGAUGGCUCAAAGAAUGUUGAUGUUGCGCAGUUUUUAAAGAAUUGUACCUCAUCAAAGCAAAACUUUGCCUUCUACGUAACAUUUAAAAGCCGCUAAUAUGUCUCCGGAACUUUUUAACUAUUAAUUGUAGCUCAGUAUCAGAGCAACAUGGCAAGCACACUUGUUUUAGAUAGUGUGGAGGACAAAAACCCUGACAAUGCUCUAAUUGUUCUGAUAAAUAGUGAUGGAACUGUUACUGUUGAUCCACAAGUGCUUAAAUCCGUGCUUGAGAACAAACAAGAUGCUACAGUUAGUGUUGUCAGGGUUGGGAAGCCAAUACCAAGAGACUCUGGGAUUGACUCAGAUAUUGGAGAUGUUAGUCAGGUGAAUUUGACCGUGGAGGGAUUCUACUCGCCAUCUGCUGCCACCUCCCAAGAUCUUAUUGAUUGUUUAACAAAUGGUGAUGAUGAAGAAGAUGAUAUUGAUAUCAGUUCUUUAAAUAUAGUAGAUCCUGCUUCGGAUGCCAUUCACAUAGAUCAUUGUUACACAAACAAGUUAAGUAACCGGCAGAUCCUUCAAUUAUCUGUGGGAGAUUUGAAGGCUGACCUUCAGGCUCAAUUGGAAGAGCCAGAUGGUUUGGAAAACUGUCCUGUGUUUCGUCAAGAUGGAGCUACACGAGGGAAGCUCAAGUUCCGCACCUUGCGCGGUGGCAAAAAGCAGGAUCUUAGUGGCAGACGCAGUGUUGUUGUUUCCAAUGAUUCAUUGGAGACAAGUGCAACAACUUUGCAGCAUCUCGUUUUGAAACCUCCACCCAAUAGCCCGGCAUCGGCGACUCUGGUUCCGCUGGUAAAACCACUGGUGCUGAAGCAGCAUAUUGUGAGUUCUUCAAACAGCCUGAAGUUGAGCUCUCCACAGUCAAGUCUACCCCAAAACAAGGGGCAAGUGAAAGUUUUGGUGCAAUCUGCAACUGGUGUUCCUGGAAGUGGAGUGGUCCUGACUCGGUUGACACCGCUAAAUGCACAUCCCCCAACAGUUUCUGGAUUUGAAAAUGGUCAGAUUCAGCAGCAGCAACAGCAACAGCAGCAGCAGCAUGUCCUCCACAUCAGUCAGGAUGGACAAGUUGUUCACCAGCCUCCACAGCAGAAAGUCAUGGUGGUUCAGAAUGACUCAGCAUCUUUAUCAUCCUACCCAUCAGCUAUUGAAAAUAUUCCGUCACCUAUUGUGAAACGCGGGGGGAUCACAUAUGUUGCUGCAAGAUCUCGAGGUGGAAUCAGGGGCCGCGGUGGCUUAAGAGCACGGGGUGGCAGAGGUAGAGGUCUGUUAUCACGGGGUGGACGAGGUGGUUUAAGAAUCAACCCGGAACCAUUGGAUCAGGCCAUGGAAGAUGCCUUGAGUGCUAUGAUAUCUCCAGAAAAAGAGGAGGCUACCUCACCAUUAGAUUCACCAACACAUAUUAAGAAACUUAAGAUAAAACUAAUGAAAAACAAACCUGAGGAAACUUCAUUCAGUCCAGUAAAGUCACCGAGAACUUACAGCAAAAAAAUUCAUACAGCUGCAGUUUCACCAUCGCCUGAAUCUGGAAUAGAUGAUAGUAUGAUGAAACGACCAAUUAAAAAACUUACAGCUGUGCCGCCGUCAACCACUUCCUCCCAAGAAUCGCCUCAACCUUCUACGUCAACACAUUCCCCUGCAUCAAUUGAUGCACCUGCUGUUGCUACACCCUCCUUGACAACUGUUGGAGUGUCGUCUCCAGUUGGCAUUGGUUCUGCAUCCUCCAAGAAGUAUCCGAGGAGAGAGAAUCGCAAACCACCUGCCCACCUUUCUGAAGGAUUUGGGGCUGAUUUACUGUUUUCAGCUCCUGAUAUUAUUAAGAGAGUAGUGAAAGCUCCAUCAAGCCCAGCCUCUCUUCCUCAAGCAAGUCCCUCAGAGCCUCAAGCAAGAACAAGUGAUGUGGGUAUUGUGGCAGACCCAAGUGUUACCAGUGGAGAAUCACAACAACCUCAAUCGGGAAAAAUGGAUUUAUUGGGAAUUGAAUCAACCCUGGAUGACCAGACAAUUCUUGAUACCAUCCAGAAUCAAGUAUCAAAGUCAGAGGAAGAGCUUCUAGCAGAUGCACUGCUUUUAGAGGAUUUAGAAAGCAGCAUACCAGCCCUGGAGUUGAUGCUGGGUGAAACCGAGAACGCCAUGGAAACUGGACACAUUUUACAGGAUGAGCCAUUGGAUCAACAACCAGCUUCUGCAAUAACCACAGAACAAAUUCCCGUACCUGAAGCCCCAUUAGUUACGGAAGCCAGUCUCAUGACGGCUAAUGUCACUACUACUGCCAGUGUUGAAACCAAAGAUGAGGAUAUGAAGGAAGAUCUGCGCCAUACUCCUAUGGAAGAGCAGCCAGCAGACUCAGCUGUGACUAAGGCGGAGACACCAAGGAGACGCAGCUCAGUAGAAAAAGCAGAAAGCGGUAGUAAUAGUAAAAGAAGGAAAUCCACUGAUAAGUCAUCUAAAAGCCCACGGCGAAAGUCAGGAGAAAUGUCAGCCAAUGAUUCUAGUGAUAAAUCUUCUGAGAAAAAAAGGAGACGGUCUUCAUCUAUUAAAGCCCUUCUGGAGGAUGAUGUGGCAUCUGAGGUAUCUGAGGAAGAAGGAGAAGUUGAUGGUGACAGUGCUGCCCUGAGAAGUGAUGAUGAGAGCUGGAACUCUGAAGACGACCCUGAUAGAUUGUGGUGCAUUUGCCAGAAGCCUCAUAACAACAGGUUCAUGAUCUGUUGCGACGAAUGUGAGGAAUGGUUUCAUGGACACUGCGUGGGAAUUACGAAAGCGAUGGGAUCUCGCUUACCUGAAUGGACGUGCCCAAAAUGUAGAGGAGAGCCGAUGGAUGAUAAAAAACCAUUAUCUCCUCCUGGUGCUAGAUCUGUGAGGAAAAGCUCUGGGUCGGAUUCUGCAACACCUUCCAGAACUGUGUCCGGGAACAAAAUAAAACAACUUUCUAUCAAGGCUCUACUACCCUCAACUAAAUCAAGUGAACACAUCGACUCAAGAGAACCGAGUUCCCCCAGCAAAUCAAUUAAAACUUCCAAAGAUUCACAAGGUAAAAUAGGAAGCAAGUCUCCUCUGAAAUCAGCAUUGAUGAAGGAAAGUUCCAAGUCUUCUAAAGAAUCUUCACUGCAUCAGAAGCCUGCUUUGUCUAAAGAAACGUCCAAAGCUACCAAAGAAUCCUCUAAAAACCUUAAGGAAGGUGGACUGAAACAGCCUUCCCUUAAGCAAACUAAAAUACCUAAAGAAUUAGCUGAGAAAUGUCUCCAGCCUGGUCAAAUUGUCUGUAUCAGAUGUCGCAAAGCUGCUUCUAAAACUGGCCAGCUGUAUUGCAGUGAUACCUGCAUAAAUCUUUAUGCAGAGGAAACACUCAAAACAUUGACAAAACCUGGUGAACAAGCUAAAGCUGAUCUUCACAUAACUGUCAUUGAGAAGAAGACUGGAAGAAUAUUUGCAAGUUCAAAUGGCCCACUUGCUGCUGAUUUGGCCAAAUGGCUUGUAAUGAACCCUACUUUUGAAGUUGUUACUCCCUUGCCCAAGCCAAAUUCCAAGUCAUCAAACAUGUCCUCUGGGGGUACUCCUUCAACGCCUGCAAAUUCGGCUGCCACAACUCCAUCAGUCACCCCGCAUCGUUCACACAGUUCAAGCAAGGAAAAGGAUAAAGAGAGGGUAAAAAUAAGUAAGCGUGCUACGAGUGCUUCUGCACUCCGGGCUCAGCAAGCAGCCUUGGAGGAGCAGCAUAAUCUUGAGCAAAGCAAGGUUGCUGCAGUCAAUGCAGAAAUUCCUUCCAAACUAGCCAAAUCAAAACUAAGCUUUCAGCUUCCUAAGUCGCAAGGUCUACAGGGACCUCUCGGUAAAGCACAGUCUGGAAAAUCUGAUACACCGCAUAAAGGUGCAAGCAAAAGUAGUGCUUUGAAACUACUGAAGCAAUCUACUUUAGUAUUUACCCCUGACGCUGUGACAAUUAGUCCUAGCACCUCAAGUCAAUCAGCUUCAAAACCUCAGACUCCUCAGCUCCAGCGACAACCCUCCCAGAAAAAUGAAACUCCUAAAACACCAAAUACUCCAACUUCCGUGGCAUCUUCCCAAUCCAGUAAAGCAACUUCGUCCUCCAAGAAACCAGAGAGAAAAUCCAGCACAGGAGAUUCUGGAAGCCGAAAGAGUAGCAUAGAUGAUACGCCUAAAGAUAAGGAUAGAGAGAGAGACCGGGACAAGGGUGAACCUAUUCGACACACAGUUAGCAAAACUCUCCAGGAAGCUUUAUCAAAUCGUUUGAAAGACUGCAAAGAUAUUAGCCCCAGUGAGGAUGCUCUUCAGAAGAUAGCAAUCUCAAUUGAAGAAGAGAUGUUCUCUCUUUUCAAGGAUACCGGCAUGAAGUAUAAAGCAAAGUAUCGAUCACUAGUCUUCAACAUACGGGAUCCCAAAAACCCUUCCCUCUUCAGAAGAAUAGCCGAUGGAUCACUGUCUCCUAGUGAAUUAGUGCGAUUCUCAGCUGAGGAGUUGGCUUCUCAAGAACUGGCUAAGUGGCGUGAGCAGCAAGCUCAACAUCAGUUAGAAAUGAUCCGAAAGAGUGAAUUAGAUUUAUUACAGAUGGCUAAAUCAGUUGUCAUGAAGACACACAAAGGAGAACAGGAAAUCGAAACAGAGUCGUCAGAAAAUGUUCCUGAAAUUGAUCCCAAUACAACUGUCACCGAUCUGGUUUCUGCUCUUAAUGAUUCAGUUACAUCUACGACUUUAGAAGAAACAGAAAAAAUGGAACAGGGAGAAUUAACUAGGAAGGAACGUGAGUUAGAGCGUAGGCAAAGAGAGAAAGAGAAACAGCGUAAGGAUGAUGAUGACCCUGAGUAUUUGAGAAGUUCACAUCACAAACACAAGGACAAAGAUAAGCACAGAAGUCAUAAACAUCAUAGUAAAAAAACGAAAAGUAAGGAUCGCGAAAGGAGUCAUGAUCGAGACUCUAAGAAAGAAGGAAGGAGAAGUCGCAGCAGGAGCAGGAAAGACUCCAAAACAAAGAAUAAUGAAAGAAGUCAAAGAGGAAGUCAAGACCAUAGUACAAGCAGUACUAGUAGUAAGAAACUAACUGAUCUCAAAACAGAAGAGUAUGACCCCUAUGUGCCUGAGUUUGUUACUUUUGAGUCAAAGAAAGAGGAAGUUGAUGUGUCAGACCACGAACCAACUUCCACAGUGAUAAUUAAGACUCCAGAGAUAGGCCUAGAAGAAAGUACAUGGGCAGAUGAUCCAAAAACUGUGUGGCGUGGUUCUAUUCAUAUGAAUGAUGUUGCUAAAUUCCCAAGUGCCUUGCAAACUGUUUCUGGAGAUACCCAAGAUCUUGGUAAAGAGUUAUCUAGUGUUAUAUUUUGUGUGGGUCGUAUUCCGACCCAACUGGCAUGGGACUACAUUGCCAAAAUCAAGAAGACAAAGGACUUAGCUGUCUUACGCUGUUUAAGCUCAGAGAGCAAUGAAGAUGAAAGGGAAGCUUACAUGAAACUCUACAGUUAUUUGAGUAAUCGCAACCGCUUAGCAGUUGUAAAAUCUCCAUCAGCCAAUGUCAAAGACUUUUACAUACUACCUCUGGACAAGGAUGCUCCUGUUCCUGCUGUAUUAACCCCUCUUGACUGUCCCGGCUUUAAUGAAAAUAGACCUCAUCUCUUACUUGCCAUUGUUGUAUGGGCAAGAAGAAAGCGAACUGCCAGUGAAGCCAGUUUGACACCAUUGGCACCAAAAGGGACCCCUCUGUCUGCCAAAGUUUCAAAACUGGUUUUAGAUCAAAACCGACAUACUUCAGAUCCCAGCAAACUACCUUCAGACCCUAUUAAAGUAGUAUCUGUGACACCCUCCAUUAAAUCCUCUCUCUUAGCCUCUGAUGCUAAGGAAAGAAGCUAUACACCACCACUUCAAACCAGCAAACGAAGCCAUACACCUCCUGGAUCACCAAGUCUUUCUCCAAAAGUCAAUAUUCCAUUACUUGGUGACCUGGAAGAUGACAAUGCCCCAUAUUCCCCAGGAGAUGGAGAGAGUGAUGAAGAAACUGAACGUCAAAGAGCGGAGCUAGAUCGAAAAAUUUAUGAAGAAACCCAACGAAUUAAAUCCUUGGAGAGUGUCCUUAGAGAGAGUCGGACCCCAGCACUCAAAGAAGACAGUGAGGAAGACGACUCAAAGCCCUACAGCCCGUCCAGAUCCUUCACUCCACCAAGCUCUCCUCCCCCGCCUCAUCUAUUGAGCACUAAAUCAUUACUGAAAUCUGACAAAUCAUUGAUGAAGGUGGACCCUAUCAUACAGAACUAUGCAGGCUUAGGUGACUCUCCCGACGUUGACGAGGGCCCAUCGUUCGUCCCCACCGGUUGCAGCUCCUCUUUCUUUGCCACGCCCAUGACAAGCAGCAAGUCGUCGCCUCCUUCUAGACCAUCUACUCCUCCUAUAUCGAGGAGAGAAAGAAAGUUCUCCAAGAGCGCAAUGACUAGUUUUCUGAGCGAUGACCUCUCACAGCAUUCGGACGCAGCGGACACUUCAGACGCCACUCCGUUCUCCCAGUCUAGAUUGGCGGGCAGCGAGUUCAUCCCAGGUCUUGGCGAGUCAUCUUCGGAAGCGCCCCAGCCGUCGGACUCGGACGACUCUCAGGAGCCUCUGCCAGACAUGUCUCAACCACCCCCUGCAGUCGGGCCUGAGCCCCAGGCCUUACCCUCGGCCGUGCCCGAGCUGCUGGCGGAGCCUCUGCCGGAUCUAUCACAGCCACCACCGAGCAUGCUUCGGCCGCCGCUUCUGGGCCAGUUUAUCAACUCCGUGACCCCUCUGCCACUGCCAUUGCCGCUCACCCCUUCUCACAUGAACCCUCCGGCACCAGCCUUCGCCACGCCCUCCCCGGCGCACAUGAACCCACCCCCUCCUAACGUCCCGUCGCCGGCGCACAUGAACCCACCCCCACCCGGGACACACUCUCCACCGGCCCGUCUUCCAGACAUGUCUCAGCCCCCACCCCCGCCCGGAACGGGUAUCGCCCACCUACCCGACAUGUCGCUCCCACCGCCAAGCAUCGCUCAGCCCUCACCCAAGCCUUCACCCAAGCCCUCACCCAAACCUGCACCUAAGCCUUCGCCUUCGCUGCUGCAGCCACCUCCACCAGGCAUGGAGGAUGACCCAUCGUUCUGCAACGAGAUGGACCUGGAACCUCUAUGUGGGUACCCUUCUACCCACCCCAGCGCGGGAUCGGGAGCGGGGGCGGGCGCCUCUGCCGCUCCCCUGCCCCCCGACCUACCGGAGGACAGGCCGCCUGAGCCCGCGACCCCGCCGCCGCCGCCACCCGACACGCCACCGCCGCGCCCGCGCAGAGAGUCACCGCCCCUGGCCCGGAACCCUUCUCCUCCAGCACAUCUGUUCCGAAACAGGUCGCCAUCUUUGUCACCUCCACCAAGACGAUCCAGGUCGCCUAGGUCUCGAUCAGCGUCGCCCUCCGCUUCAGACUCAUCAUCGUCGCGGUCGGCCUCCUCGCGCUCCGCCUCUUCCGGCUCUGACUCGUCGCGCCAACGCUCGCGCACUCCAAGGAGUCCGCGGACACCACGAAGUCCCAGAACUCCCAGAACUCCCAGGAGCCCCAGAAGCCCGAGGACCCCACGCAGCCCGCGGAGUCCACGGAGUCCACGAAGCCCACGAAGCCCACGAAGCCCACGAAGCCCACCGCCGUCUUCACGUGUGCGGUCGAGGUCGAGGUCGAGGUCUCUGCGGUCGCGCUCGCGUUCCCGCUCGCGGUCACUGUCGCCGCAUACCUCGAGGCUGGCGCGUCCGCCCACCCCUCCGCGCCGCAAGCGUCGUCACUCUUCACCCGGCGACCUGGACGAGGCAAGCAGCAGCAGGAAAGGCGCCGUGGCGCGCUGGAAGGACCGGCCGCCGUCGCCCACCGAGGGCUACUACAAAGACAAGCCCUUCAAGAGGCGCUCGCGCAGCAGGAGCCGCAGCUCGCGCAGCAGGAGUAGAAGUCGCAGCAGGUCUCGCAGCCGAAGUAGGAGCCGCAGCAGGUCUCGCAGCAGGAGCCGCAGCUACCGCAGCAGAUCGCGAAGCAGGAGUCGCUCGUAUGACAGGAGCCCCAAGCGUGGUCGCGACAGAGACAGAGAAAGGGGCCGUGGUGGCAGGGACCACCGGGGCCGCGACUACCGGGACUACAGGGAGCGUGACAGGGACCGCUGGGAACCGCGAGAGUACCCGCACGCUGGAGGCCACCCAGGUCACCCAGGCCCACAUCCUGGCCAUCCUAGAGGACACCCUCACCCAGGCAUGCACCCAGGGAUGCGCGGACGGGGCCGAGGUGGUUGGGACCGCGGCAGAGGCAGAGGAGGAUUUCCUGGCCGCGGCGGCUUCUUCCCCAGAGGACGUGGCGGUCACUUCAGAGGUCGCGGUGGCCCAGGCUACGGACCAGGACCAGGACACGGCCCCGGCCCUGGUCACGGACCUGGUCACGGACCUGGCCACGGACCUGGCCACGGUCCUGGUCACGGCCCGGGUCACGGGCCUGGCGGGCCUCCUCCACACCACACGCACCAUGGCGGGGACGCCCACGAUAACUAUGAAGGCGAUAUCCGUAACUUUGAAGAGAAACAGAGAGAAAGGGCUAUGAAAAUCAAACGAAAGGAAAUGAAGAACAAAAAGUCUUGGGAAUGAAUGAUGUCUGGUUAACCGUUCUGUUCUUGUAUUUCCAGUUCCUACCUAUAUUAUGUCUUUUGGGGCAUGGAUCAAUUUGUCUAUAUUAAUUCUCUACCUAUCAUUGAAAAAUUUCCAUUAGUUUGCUUUCUCACCUGGAUUUGUCUAUAGGCAACUGAAUGAUGUGCAAUAAUUUUCUUACUGUAGCAUUCCCCCCUGUUCUCAAGGAAUCAUGGCCCAACUGCAUUUUAUCAGAAAUGUAAACUAUUUGUAUGGUAUUGAUUUUACAGCAAUUUUUAUGUACCUCACUAGGGCAUGUUGUCCAUGUUUAAUUAUAUUUGUUGUGUUAAUUCUCCUAGUCUUUCUCGUCUAAUCUUCAAUUGGAUGUAUGUAUUCCUCAGCGUAGAUUUUUUUUUUUUUUUACUGGGAAAGUAUCAUUGUGCACGUGUUGUGUGUGCUGCUGUUGUUUAUGUGAGUUGAUGUUACUCACUGACUGCUUCCAUUUCACUAGCUUCCUCUUUUAUAUCAGAUUGUUAAGAGUUUUGGGUUGUAUUUUAUUUUCUAGUGUUAACACUUUUAUUAGCAUACUUUGGCCCCCUUUUGUGAAUGGAGGAAUUUGUAGUUGGUCGGCUGUCUCCUAGCACGAGCCUACUUUCUAUGUACGUGCAACAAAAAGCAGUAGACUAUUUUCUUCAGAUGCACAUACAUUCUUAUUUUAAAAAUAUAACAAUUCAACAUUUAUUAGACUAAUUUAAAAGUUGAAUCUCAAUAGUAAAAAUGGUCAUACUUCACAUGUUGUAGGGGAACAUACCUGUUUGGAGACGCACCACUCAAUGCCUCAAUUUUUUCAGUCUGUGGGUAGUUGACAAGGAGCUUUAACAAUUCAGUAUGCCAUCCCAGUUUUGAAAUUUAGGAAAUCAUCAGUAUAACUUACCUAUUUGUUAAUUUGAAAUUAGCUAUUUUGUUCAUAGCUAUGCAAUAUAUAUAAACUUACUCUAGAAGAUACAGUUCAUUGAAUGAACUUAUGAUUUGUUUUUCAAGGACUCAGAAUUAUUUCAUUCCUUAGUAGGCUAGUACCUGUGAGUAUGAAUGACUGUGUGUAGAUAUUAGUAAUGUUAUUUACCAGUGUAUCAUGUGUAUGUAUGUAAAAUGUGUAUACUGGCCGUGAAUGAAAUUUUCAAAUGUGAUAUGUAAGGAGGUGAUUCUGAGUCUCCCUAUCAAUUCUUUGUUAUUUUCCUUGACUUUUUAGAGCACUUUGUCGUUGUUUGAUAUGAGUGGGCAAUCUUGUGUAAAAAAAAAAAAAAAAGAAAGAAAAGAUUGAAAAUGUACAUAAAAUUUAGAUUGUAUAGAAGGAUAUUGCCCUGUAAAAUGAAAUCAGAGAGGAUCGAAUAGAGUACCAGUUUUAAUUGCCACAUUAACUACAAGCUUUUGUGCUCUUCCGUUUUGUUGAUCUCCAGUGUUUUUUAUGUAAUAAAGCAUAAUCAUCUGCUUUUCAAUUCAUGUUGUAUCAAUGUGAUAAUCUCUACUCAUCCUUCCUCCCCAAAGGCUUGACUACUGCUGGCAUAUUUAUGUCUUAUUCUUAUUUGAAGUAUUCGUGUAUAUAAUAGAUAUUUCAAAUGGCA
Molecule: messenger RNA, 10305 nt
Organism: Frankliniella occidentalis (western flower thrips)
Lineage: Eukaryota; Metazoa; Arthropoda; Insecta; Thysanoptera; Thripidae
Product: death-inducer obliterator 1
Exons: 26
Coding region: 197-8704 (2835 amino acids)
Biological process (GO): DNA-templated transcription
Cellular component (GO): nucleus
Molecular function (GO): protein binding
Source: RefSeq, a predicted model, not a curated record